CAAAAUAUGUUGACAGAAUAACCCCAUUGUUGAUCUUGAAAUGAUUGAUAAAUAUUCCAUUUUAGUCUGUAUUUAAGGCAUCCACUUUAAGAAUCAAAGGGAGAGGAGUAUUAUCUUUUAAAUAUUUUUCUUAGAACUUAUAUUCUUCCGCAAGAUGUCUGAAGAACCAAUUACUUUCAAACGAAUUAAGAAAAAACCUAGAAGACAACCACUUUCUACUGAAGAUGAUGACGAUAACAUUGAAGAAGUAAGUUCAAAAUUAUGUGAAAUGAGAGAACUACAAGAAUUACGAAAGAAACCUCAUGGAGUAAAUGUUAUUGCUUUAGCUAUUGGAAAGAAAAUAUCAAUUGAAGAUGAAGUAAUUCAUAAAGAUCCUUUCAAAAUUCAAACAGGAGGUCUAUUGAAUAUGAAUAUAUUGAAGAGUGGGAAAAUUAAGCAAGUUGAUGACGCUUAUGAUACAGGUAUUGGCACCCAGUUUUCUGUGGAAACUAACAAAAGAGACGAAGAUGAAGAAAUGAUGAAAUUUAUCGAAGAAAAAUUGAAUAAAACCAAAAAAACAGAACAAAAUGAAAACAGUGAAGAACCUUCUAAUAAGUACACCACUCCAGAAGAAGCAGCUCUACAGGCUGUCCCAACACAUUUACGAGAGUCUACAGCUAAAAAAUCAGAAGAGAUGUUGUCUAAUCAAAUGCUAUGUGGGAUCCCAGAAAUCGAUCUGGGAAUUGAAGCAAAGAUAAGAAAUAUAGAAGCAACAGAAGAGGCAAAACUGCGGUUGUUAAAUGAUAAUAAAAAUAAGAAUGAUGGCCCAUCUCAGUUUGUUCCAACAAAUAUCGCUGUAAAUUUUGUACAACAUAACAAAUCGAAUGCAGAACAAAAGACUGCCUUAAUCAUUAAAACGCAAGAAAAAUCUGAAAAGGACGAUGAACCGGCAAGUAAAAAAUCGAAAAAGGAUGAAAAGGCAACAGACGAUUAUCAUUUUGAAAAAUUCAAAAAACAAUUCAAAAGACACUGAGGCUUAAUAUAUUGAAUUUGUUCAAUAGAAACAUAAGCUGAAGAAAUUUCAGAAUCUGAUCGGAAGAGGGAGAAAGUUUGGUGUCAAGAAGAAAAACACAAUAUAUAUUUCAACGAUAUCUUUACUCUAUCAACUAUGUAACUAUCAAAUCUUAAUAAAAAUAUAUAUAACAUAAAAUGAA
Molecule: messenger RNA, 1193 nt
Organism: Harmonia axyridis
Lineage: Eukaryota; Metazoa; Arthropoda; Insecta; Coleoptera; Coccinellidae
Product: telomere length and silencing protein 1 homolog
Exons: 4
Coding region: 155-1012 (285 amino acids)
Biological process (GO): mRNA splicing, via spliceosome
Cellular component (GO): spliceosomal complex
Source: RefSeq, a predicted model, not a curated record